Oncorhynchus tshawytscha (Chinook salmon) is the source of this 2513-nucleotide messenger RNA. Its product is annotated as lysine-specific demethylase phf2. Lineage: Eukaryota; Metazoa; Chordata; Actinopteri; Salmoniformes; Salmonidae. The record is from RefSeq and is a predicted model, not a curated record. Gene Ontology annotation, biological process: regulation of transcription by RNA polymerase II; protein demethylation. Gene Ontology annotation, molecular function: histone demethylase activity; transcription coregulator activity.
CUGUGUUGGUGUGGAUGAGGACGAGGCUCCAGACAUUGACAUCUACCACUGUCCCAACUGUGAGAAGACCGAUGGAAAAUCCACCAUGAAAAACAAGAAAAGGAAUAAACACGACACGGGACAGAGAGGAGACAUCAAAGCUGUUCAGAACGGCAGUCAGGUGUUCAUCAAGGAGCUACGCAGUCGCACCUUCCCCAGCUCUGAGGACAUUGUGGUGAAGCUGAACGGCAGUCAGUUGACGAUGGACUACCUGGAAGAGGUUGGUUUUAACGAGCCAAUCCUGGUUCUGAAGAAGGACGGUCUAGGGAUGUCCAUGCCCGCUCCUACCUUCUACAUCAAUGAUGUGGAGAACCAUGUUGGGCCAGACAUCGGUGUGGAUGUGAUAGAUGUGACCAAGCAGAAAGACAGUAAAAUGAAGCUGAAGGAGUUUGUAGAUUACUACUUCAGCACCAGCAGGAAGAAAGUAUUAAAUGUUAUCAACCUGGAGUUCUCUGACACACGGAUGGACAGUAUAGUGGAGAGCCCUCAGAUUGUGCGGAGGUUGUCGUGGGUAGAGAACUACUGGCCAGACGAUGCUCUCCUGGGGAAACCUAAAGUCACUAAGUACUGUCUGAUCGGUGUUAAAGACAGCUACACUGACUUCCACAUCGAGUGUGGAGGGGCCUCCGUAUGGUACCACGUACUCAAGGGAGAGAAGAUCUUCUUCCUGAUCAAGCCCACGUCAGCCAACCUAUCGCUGUACGAGCGCUGGAGGUCCUCAGCCAAUCACACAGAGAUGUUCUUCGCUGACCAGGUGGACAAGUGUUACAAGUGCACUCUGAAGCAGGGACAGACCCUAUUCAUACCAUCAGGUUGGAUCAAUGCAGUUCUGACUCCAGUGGACACGCUGGCCUUUUCCGGACACUUUGUCCACAACCUGAGUGUUGAGAUGCAGAUGAGAGCGUACGAGGUGGAGAAGCGUCUCAAGGUGAAUUGUCUGACUCCGUUCCCCAACUUUGAGACUGCCUGCUGGUACGUGGGCCGACACCUGCUGGAGAGGUUUAAAGGUUUACACAAGGCCAACAGACAGCCAGCUGCCUACCUGAUCCAUGGAGCUAAGAUCAUCAAUGGAGCCUUCAGGGCCUGGACUAAGAAACAGGCUCUGUUAGAACACGAGGAUGAGCUUCCAGAGAACAUGAAGCCCACUCAGCUCAUCAAGGACCUGGCCAAGGAGAUCAGGAUCUCAGAGAAUGCGGCUAAAGCCAUUAAGAGUGAUUCGAGUAGCAAGGCUCCAGUGGAGGAACCCCCUGCUGCCCCAUUAGAGCCUGAGGACCCUGCUUCCCCCUCCAGCGACCCCUCUCCGUCCCCUCCUCCUCGGGAGAAACCAGCCAGGAAGAAGGCCUCCAAGCCCCCAAAACCUCCAAAGGUCCCCAAACCUCCCAAGGUCCCCAAAGCGAAGGAGGGAGGGAAGAAGAAAGGAAAGAAAGAGAAGGAAGUCCCUGCUCCUCCUAGAUUGAAGCCCUCCAGCCUGGCAGCUCUGGAGUCUCACGCCAAGGACAUCCUCAGCAAGAUGGACCAGCCCAAGAAAGGCAAGAUGGGGGCAAGAAUGUCCUGAGCAUAGGAAAAGGACACCUGUAAGCAGAAUGACCUGGAGAAGUUUGAGAUCCGAGAACAGAACAAGAAACAGACGGAAGCCAAGUGGAAAUAUAAGAACAGCAAACCAGAUUCCUUACUGAAGAUGGAAACUGAAGAGCACAAGUUUGAGAGAACGCCACUAUCAGGCAACAAAGACAAGUUUUCAUUCUCAUUGACACACAAGAAGUUACUAGGUUCUAAGCUGAAGCCCCAGACCAAUUCCAGUGUGUUCAGCUCGUUACAAAACCUAAAGGAGGACAAGGCCAAGCCGGUGAGAGACGAGUAUGAGUACGUGUCAGACGAAGGAGAGUUGAAGAUUGAUGAGUUCCCCAUCAGGAGGAAAAAGAACGCCGUCAAGAGGGACUUAUCCUUCCUGUCAAACAUCAAAGACCCAAUCCACCCAUCCAAGAAGCCAAAGCUCCUCCCCUCUGCUGUCAAGAAGGCUGACUCGUCAGAUGAGGAGUCGCUCCACAUCGACACAGAGGUCAAGCCGGAGGAAGGUCGUAACUCAAAGGUGAAAAAGAAGACGGGCAUCCUGGACCUUCUCCAGGCCAGCAAGGCAGUGGGAGGUGAGAAAUAUGAAAAUAACAGUCAGCCACCUGCAUCUCCCAGCACACAGGAGGCCACAGGGAUGUUGUCUAUGGCCAACCUGUCCUCCGGGGCUACCGCAGAGGCUGCAGCCAUCUCCUCUGACACCCCUGGAGGAGGAGGUGGUUCCUGGGGCAGGAACCAUGCCAACACCACCAUGGCUGGACGGAAGGGAGGAACACGAGGAGGAAAAGGAGGAGAUGGGAACAGUAAGCGGCCAGCCAAACCCAAGAAAACAAAGAAGAACAGCAGCAUCGAGUUUGAUGACGACCAUGAUCACAUGGACGCCUGCUUCAAGGACUCAGACUAUG